Messenger RNA from Oncorhynchus keta (chum salmon), 2638 nucleotides. RefSeq names its product oocyte zinc finger protein XlCOF6-like. Bases 104 to 2626 code for a protein of 840 amino acids. The transcript is spliced from 3 exons. NCBI's taxonomy places the organism in Eukaryota, Metazoa, Chordata, Actinopteri, Salmoniformes, Salmonidae. Gene Ontology annotation, molecular function: DNA-binding transcription repressor activity, RNA polymerase II-specific. The record is from RefSeq and is a predicted model, not a curated record. Gene Ontology annotation, biological process: negative regulation of transcription by RNA polymerase II.
UAGGAUUGGAGAUGAGUUUGUUGGUUUUGCAUUCCUUUUGUGGAGUAAAGAAAGACAUAUCGACUGAACUCAAUAGGCUACCCAAACACCAAGUCCACUGAAAAUGUCUAAACUACAGUUGUUGAGUUUGUUUUUAAAUGAUCGUUUAACGCCGGCUGAUGUGGAUAUUUUUGGGGCAGUUGAGAAAACGGUAUUGAAAUACCAGGAGGAAAAUGCUCUGCUACGGAGACUGCUGCGGAUCACACCGGAGAUAAAACUAUGUAGAACAGACUCCCUGCAGGUCUCUGUCUCUGAAGAGGAGGUUCCCCCUGAGCAGCAGCACUGUGAGCAGGAGUGGAGCCCCAGUCUGGGACAGAAGGACCCAGAGACCAAACAGAUUAAAGAGGAAGACGAGGAUCUCAGGACCAGUCAGGAGGAAGAGCAGCUUCAAGGGCUCUUUGAUACCAAAGACUCCAUAUUCACUCCUUCCUGUGUGAAAAGUGAAUGUGAUCUGGAGAACCCAUGUCAAGAAGCCAUACUCGCUGAACACCCAACUCUCAGUCCACUGAAAACGUCUAAACUACAGUUGUUGAGUGUCUUUUUAAAUGAAUGUUUAACGGCAUCGGCUGCUGUGGAGAUUUUCGGUGCGAUUGAGGAAACAGUAGCAGAGUACCAGGAGGAGAAUGAUCUGCUACGGAGACUGCUGGGGAGGACACCAGAGAUACAACUAUGUAGAAUAGACUCCCUGCAGCCCUCUGUCUCUGAACAGGAGGUUCCCCCUGAGCAGCAGCACUGUGAGCAGGAGUGGAGCCCCAGUCUGGGACAGAAGGACCCAGAGACCAAACAGAUUAAAGAGGAACAGGAGGAAGUCAGGACCAGUCAGGAGGAAGAGCAGCUUCAAGGGCUCUUUGAUACCAAAGACUCCAUAUUCACUCCUUCCUAUGUAAAAAGUGCAUGUGAUCAGGAGGACCCACUUCAGUCCUUGACUCUUCCCCAAACCCAGACUGUGGAGAACAGAGAGAGAGACUCUAAACCAGUGGAUCUCACAACUUUUGUCACUGUGACCCACAUUAAGGGUCUCAACAUUCCCUGUGACCCUCCAGAUAAUCAAAACAAUGCCUCCAGCCACAGUUCAGCCGUAAGCAGCGACACAGUAGGACUUGACUACAGUCCACCAUUGGAUAAACACUGUUCCAAACCCAGCACCACAUCUAGAAAAACUCACAGCUGCCGUGACUGUGGUGAAUCUUUUGCUCUGAAAGCUGAUCUGCAGAAGCAUGUGACUCUCACCAAGAGACCCAGUGAAUGUGUCUUCUGCAAUAAACACUACAAAUCCACCUGUAAACUAAAGGCCCACGUCCGACUCUGUCACGGUGUGAAACCUUUCACCUGUCCCGUUUGUGGCAAGACCUUCAAACUAAAGAAAUAUCUGUCCAGACACAUCGGGAUGCACACAGGAGAGAGAUCAUUUAUCUGUGGUGACUGUGGGAAGAGCUUCUAUCGCAAGGAGAACCUAACUAUGCAUAUACGGACUCACACAGGGGAGAAAUUAUUUAUUUGUGGUGACUGUGGGAAAAGCUUCAGUAUCAAGAAUAACCUAACCAUGCAUAAACUGAUUCACACAGGAGAGAAACCAUUUAGUUGUGGUUACUGUGGGAAGAGCUUCAGUCAGAAGGGGGACCUAGGGAGGCAUAUAUUGAUUCACACAGGGGAGAAACCAUUUAGCUGUGAUGACUGUGAUAAAAGUUUCAGACACAAGGGGUCACUAACCAAACAUAUAUGGACUCACACAGGAGAGAAACCGUUUAGUUGUGGCGACUGUGGGAAAAACUUUUAUCGUAAGGAACACUUAACCGUGCAUCUACUGACUCACACAGGAGAGAAACCAUUUAUUUGUGGUGACUGUGGGAAAAGCUUUAAUCAGAAGGGGUCCCUUAAGGCACAUAUAUUGAUUCACACAGGGGAGAAAUUAUUUAUCUGUGGUGACUGUGGGAAAAGCUUCAGUCUGAAGAAGCACUUAACUGUGCAUAUCCUGACUCACACAGGGGAGAAACCAUUUAGCUGUGGUGACUGUGGGAAAAGCUUCAGUCAGAAGGCCCACCUAAAUAAUCAUAUCCGUACUCACACAGGAGAGAAACCAUUUAUCUGCUUUGACUGUGGAAAAAGCUUCAGUCAAAAGGGGGUCCUAGGGAGGCACAUACUGACUCACACAGGGGAGAAAUCAUUUAGCUGUUGUGACUGUGGGAAAAGUUUCAGUCUGAAGGACCACCUAAAUAAGCAUAUACUGACUCACACAGGAGAGAAACCAUUUAGCUGUUGUUACUGUGGUAAAAGCUUCAGUCAGAAGGGGGUCCUAGGGAGACACAUACGGACUCACACAGGAGAGAAACCAUUUAGCUGUGGAGACUGUGGGAAAAGCUUCAGUCAGAAAGUGGUCCUAGGGAGACACAUACGGAUUCACACAGGAGAGAAACCAUUUAGCUGUGGCGACUGUGGGAAAAUAUUUAGUGUCAAGAGAAACUUAAUCAAACACAUACGGAUUCACACAGGAGAGAAACAACAUGGCUGCUCAGUCUGUGAUAAAAUAUUCACUCAGAAGACUAAUCUGUUGAGGCAUGUCAAAAACAACCACAAAGAAAGUAAAUGAGGACACAGAGAG